Molecule: messenger RNA, 1336 nt
Organism: Echinops telfairi (small Madagascar hedgehog)
Lineage: Eukaryota; Metazoa; Chordata; Mammalia; Afrosoricida; Tenrecidae
Gene: NOL3
Product: nucleolar protein 3
Exons: 4
Coding region: 100-798 (232 amino acids)
Biological process (GO): negative regulation of intrinsic apoptotic signaling pathway; negative regulation of release of cytochrome c from mitochondria; negative regulation of extrinsic apoptotic signaling pathway
Cellular component (GO): mitochondrion
Molecular function (GO): death effector domain binding; caspase binding; cysteine-type endopeptidase inhibitor activity involved in apoptotic process
Source: RefSeq, a predicted model, not a curated record
GAGACAGCCCCACCCACUGGGCUCCGGGAGGGAGAGACACUGAGAUUAGACAGAAGCGGAGUCCCACGCCCGGGAACCACGCCUGGAGGAGCCUGGACCAUGGGCAACGCGCAGGAGCGGCCAUCGGAGAUGAUUGAUCGCGAGCGGAAACGGUUGGUGGAGACGCUGCAAGCCGACUCCGGGCUGCUGCUGGACUCGCUGCUGGCACAGGGCGUGCUCACCCAGGCGGAGUACGAGGCGCUGGACGCGCUGCCCGACGCCGAGCGCAGGGUGCGCCGCCUGCUGCUGGUGGUGCAGGGCAAGGGCGAGGCCGCCUGCAGCGAGCUGCUGCGCUGUGCCCAGCGUACCGCGCGCGCGCCGGACCCGGCUUGGGACUGGCAGCACGUGGGCCCUGGCUACCGGGACCGCAGCUACGACCCUCCAUGUCCUGGCCACUGGACGCCCGAGACUCCCGGCUCGGGAACUGCUUGGCCCGGACUGCCCAGGGCUUCUGAAGGGGAUGAUGCUGGGGGCCCUGAGAGCUCUGAGGCGGUGCAGUCUGGGAUCCCCGAGGAGCCCGAGCCGGAAGCCUCUGACAGGAUUCAGCCAGGGCCAGAACCCCAAAUGGAUCCAGAACCUGCACUGGAGGUAGAGCCUGAACCGGAGCUGGAGCCGGAGCCGGAGCCCGAGCCGGAGCCGGAGCCGGAGCCUGCGCCCGAGCCGGAGCCGGAGCCGGAGCCUGCGCCCGAGCCGGAGCCCGACUGCAACUGUUCCUGCGCCUGGGACGACGCAGCAGAGGCGGGGUCAGAAGAUUUCUGAAGACCAAAGCACCUACCAGCGGCUUCCUGCCCAAACCAGGAGGGACUCGGGGUCACUGCCACCAAGCCUCCAAGUGACCCAGCGCCUAAGGAAGUGAACAAACGCCUGAGGGGGCGGCCUGGCCUCGCUCCAUGAUUCCUGGUCUUUGUUCCGGAACUGGUGGUAGCUGGGUGCGUGCCCCUGAGUACCAAAGACCUGUAAGCUCUAUGUCCCUCCAUGCCCAAGGCUCAGCCCCAUGCCCACCCUCAGUAGCCCAGGCACUGACUCCCCUGCAUGACAGCCCUGGGCUUAAAUCAGAGAGCUAGCAAAGGGGGCUUCUCUCUCAGAGCUCAGAAAGCCUUGGGUGAGAGAUUAGCGGGAGGGACAACAUGGAUCCUUCGGUAGGUAGACUGAGCCCACAGACUUGCCAUCGCUGUUGUAGGGCCUGGCUGCCCCUGCACUGGGAGUUCAGUGAGGACACUGACCAGUCAUUGGCAAACAAGGGGCUGUUCUGGGCGUCCGCGUUCUUGACUGAAUGAAUAAGGACGUUCCGGCUGUG